AAAUUUUCACCCAAUAAUCCAAUCUUACAUUGACGGCGACGGUGGCUCAGCGUUGCGCAAAUUCCAGAGCGGGUUUUUGGGUCGUGGAGCUCAGAAAGCUCUGCAAAAAUGGCGGCUUGUGCAAUUAAGACCAUCUUUCUCUUUCCCGCCAUAUUCUCACCUCUUUUCGUCGUAAGCGAGAUCGCCUCGCCUGGUCGAUCAGGCAACGAUGGGUUCAUCAACGAAUUGCUGGAAAUCAAGCUCAGGAUCUCUCACUUAGAAUCCGUUCUGGAGGAAAGCAAGCAAAAUUUAACCGAGAAAAGUAGUGAACUCAAGGCGCAGGAAAAGCUAAUUGAGGCUAUGUCCCAUAAGGUUCAAUCCUUGGAGUCUGCUUUAUCUGAUAUGAAGGUUGAGUUCUACUCUCAAUUUAAGCAUUUAAUUCUCAAAUGCAUGACAAUAGGCAGAAAAUUCAGAAAGAAAACAUCAAGUGAUGAUGAAAGCAUUGCUGUUCUGGAGGAUGAGGUACGCCGUCUCUGGGCUGAAUCAAGAAAGAACAACUUUGACAUUCAUAUUCUGAAAGCCAAGGUGCAGGAAGCUGAGGAAAAACUGGAAGAGGUAACCUCACAAGUUGAGAAGAAGUCUAGCAUAGUAUCUGAACAGUGGAUUCAAAUUCGGCAUCUAGAGCAGGCUCUUGAAAUGUCAAAAAUACAAGCUUUGAAGGUCCGCCGGCAAGUUGCUCUAACCAGAUGCACCUUUUUGAAGUUGGCCAACACGUGUUUUGUCAAGCAACUUCAGAAGGACCUUCAGACAUUGAACCAUCAUCUUUUCAACAAAGUGCCGACCUUGAGUUCCAGGGUUACAGGAGCCAUCCAUCACCUCCAAAGAGUCUAUGAAGAAGCCAAAAAGUAUCACCAUGAGUUACAAAGACUGAUUAAACAAGAAAUGGAAAGAAAUGAAUAUGCAGCAUAUCUUGCCAACAAGGAAUUUAUUUUCUUUCUGGCGUCUGCUCUAGUUACCUUCCCAAUUUUUGGUGCUUGGAUGUUCCUCUCUUCAUGGUUUUCCAGGUAAAGGGCCAUCCUUGCGAAAAGAGGGCGAAGCUAUCAGGAGAGGAGUAGGAGGCGCACCGUAUGAGUUUUUGUAGGAGCAAACAGACCGAGUUUCAGACCUAUACUCGGACACCUGUUUUCCCUGACUCUCCUGACACUUCUCGCUGUUUUGUUUAGCCGGGAGAUAGAUUCAAGACAUAGUAGCAACCUUCUGCUUUCAAGUGAAUAUCUAUAUUUGGUGUAAAAGUUUGAGAUAUUUGUUAUAUAACACUUCUUAAAAUUUUACAUCAAAAUGAAAAUGAAUUACAGAA
Messenger RNA from Benincasa hispida (wax gourd), 1336 nucleotides. Its product is annotated as myosin heavy chain-like protein. Lineage: Eukaryota; Viridiplantae; Streptophyta; Magnoliopsida; Cucurbitales; Cucurbitaceae. The record is from RefSeq and is a predicted model, not a curated record.